Messenger RNA from Dreissena polymorpha, 2952 nucleotides. Its product is annotated as paramyosin-like. Lineage: Eukaryota; Metazoa; Mollusca; Bivalvia; Myida; Dreissenidae. Bases 1 to 2232 code for a protein of 743 amino acids. The record is from RefSeq and is a predicted model, not a curated record. The transcript has 7 exons.
AUGGCGAAAAAAGAUUUCGAAAUAAAAAAACUGAAAGAGUUGCUGUCCAAGGAAAGAGAAAACAGUCGAAAAUAUCAACUUGCUUGUGAUGAGCUUUUAGAGUGGAAAAAAGAAUGCGAGGAGCGCGAGAAGUCACGUGCGAAGGUAUACAACGCUGAACUGGCCACGUAUGUAUCUAUACAUAUAAAUAUCAAACAGCAGGUUCAAAGUCUACGUGAUGUAGCAACAAAACGUGAAGAACUAAUCAAUUAUCUUCAACGAAAGAAAAAAGACGUUUGCAACGACAACGAAUCAACGGAACUAUUAAAGACUGAAAAGAAAUUGCAAGAGCUCAAAGAGGAACUUAGACACACAACCCAAAAACUUAGAUUAGAAAAAGAAGGUAGAAAAGAAGACAACAUCAAACAUAAAAAAGAUAUUGAAGCUGUCUGUAACAAGUUCCAAGUCGAAAUAGAAGCUGCAGUAAUGUCAAUUUCAAUGAAGCUAAUAAAAACACAAGACGACUUUACCUUUAAAGAAAAUGAAUUGUUAGAUAAGAUAAGCAAGGCGGAAACGAAAAUUCAGAAACUGAACAAUAUCAGCAAUAAAUAUCAGGAAACACGUCAUGAGCUUGAAACUACCAAUCAACAACACGAAGAAUAUAUUAAAUCUAUGAAUGAAAGAGAACAAUCAAUAGAACAAUUACAGGAAGAAAUAUCGGCAAUACAGAACGAUAACAGAAAUUUAAAGAAAACUGUUAAAGAAUUAAUAUCUAAUUUAGCCAUCGCUUCUGAAGAAAAUAUAAAACUUCAAGAAGAGACUGAAAGUUGGAAGCAACAACUUGAAAUAGUUAAAGUGCACGCAAACACUGAUGUAGUAAAAAAAGAAAGGCAGCUGGAGUUUCGUAUUGAAGAGCAGCGGAACGGUCAUUUAGAAGAAGUAAAACAAAUUCAUUUAAAAUACAAAGAUAGUAUGAAACUGAUAUCCGAUGCUAAUUCGCGCGAACGAAGGGCGGUUGAUUCCGUUAAAGUAUUAGAGGGAAAAUUAAAAUCAUUAGAAGACACGAUUUCAGAUAUGAAGGACGAAUAUGAGCAGCAGAAGCAGGAACUUUUCAAAAACGUGUCUGUUUCGUUGAAUACAAUAAAAGAUUUACAGACCCGCCUCAACAACGCACAAGCUUCUGAAAGAAAUUUGAAUAAACGUUUAAAGGAACGAGAUCAAGAAUUAGAGCGAUUAAACGCGUUCAGUAAAGGUCAAGAUUCAGAAAGAAGGAGAUUCGAAGCAAAAAUAGCAGCAAAUGAAAAUCAACUUCAACAAGCAAAUGAACAACUAGAACAUUUUAACAAAGAAAGACAAAACUUGAAACAGGAGCUUUAUCAGGAAAAAUCAAGAUUGGAGGAAUUAGUUAAAAACUACGAGGCCUCUGUGAAUGACCGAAUAAAAUCUAAGGAUGAUGACUCAUUGUUGUGUCAACUAGAUCAACUUAAAUCAAAAGAAAAGGAAUUAGCCACCGAGAUAAUUCAAGUACACCAACAAUUAAAAAGCAGUAACAUCGAAUUAGAGGAAACUGAAACAAGGCUAAGUAAACUGAUGGGACAAAGAUUAACGGACAACAAUCCAAACAUAACAGACCUUAGUGAUAAGAACCGCCCAACAAAACUUGCGGAACGAUACUCCGAGCUGUAUGACAACGAAUGGGCGGAUGCUUUUGAAGAUCUUAAUGCAAUCUACAAUGAUGAGCAGAAAACUAUUGCAAUGCUGACCGUCAUUCUAAAGGAAGCCGCAUGUUUCUGCAGAAACGAAGCAGACGAACAAAUGGAACAUUUACGGAAAGUACUAACUCUUCAAACUACUUUGUCGGUGUCGCGUGGACAAAACGUCCCAGAUGUCAUAAAUCAACAGCUUAAAAAUAGUCGCAAAGUUAUGUCAGAAAUAGCUGGAACAAAUAUUGUGGAGACAUACAUAAAGCGUUUAAAACAUCUCACGUCCGCCUCGGCACGAGACGCUCUGCGCGUGGAGAAGUUCCUGAGAGAGGCGUUCUCGUUGUGUUGGUUGAUGAGCAUACAGGAUCCACCUGUUGUGUUUGACCGCCUUCAAAAGCAUGGCGAAGAGUUCAACGCGGAGUUAUAUCGGCCCUACACACAGGCAGGUGCGCUGGUUGACUUUCAAGUCUUACCGACCAUGUUUCUGAACGAGGGUGGACCCGUCCUGUACAAAGGUGUGGCCCAGGGGUACAGUCUCACUAAUGAAUAAGCAACACGUAAAUGUUCGCGCGUAUUUGCGUACGUGUGUGCGUGUUGGGGUUGCUAGCGCUUGUGAGUGCAUGCGAUUGUCCGUUCGAGUUUGUCCGGACUGUAAUUGAAAAAUACCUUUAUGUAUUUAACAUGAAUAUUCUUCUUCAUUAUUAACAUAAACAGGGCUCUCUUCAUUUUGCAUCAAUAUUUUAAAAGAUAAAUUUUUCUGGUAGUUUUAGUCGAUAUCAAAUUGGUAUGUGAUGUUUAUACCGUUGUGUAUUACAUCGUCAUUUAAGUUAGAUUUUAAUUUGCAUGCCCGUUUUCUAUAAAUGUAUCAUAUUAAAACUAGAAAGUUUAAUGUGUGUUUCUCGAACAAAAACCAAAAUGUUAAAAAGUGUUCGCAUUUGUUGUGAACAGCGUGGGCGAUAAGAGGUGAAUCAACCAUUCCGUCUUUUGUACAUAUAACAUCUUCCGGUAAAAAUAUGUAAUUUGAUUUCUAAAUAAUUUCACAGAACUAUUUAUUUGGUGUCAUUUCGGAUAAUUCUUAUUAAAAAUUACGAAACAAAUCAGGAUGGCAUUUUACAGAAUGGUCCUUAACUGCACCAACAAAAGUGUAUACGUUAAAAUAUGGUAAUAUAUUUUUGUACAGUUUAAAAACAAAUUAUAUGGCAGUUAACUUUGAAACUAUUUUACAUGAAGUUCACACACAUUUUUACAUGUUUCUCUUUCAAAUCACUAU